AUGCGCGCCUCCGCGCCGCUGGGGCCGCCGCUCUGCCUGCUGCUGCUCGCCUCCGCCGCCGCCCCCGACACGCCGCCCCCGGCCUCCGUCAAUGCCGCCGGCGCAGCCGCCGACCUGCCGCAGUUCGGGGAGACCAUCAGCAACGUGACGGUGCCUGUGGGCCGCGAAGCCACGCUGUCCUGCGUGGUGCACCACCUGCUCAGCUACAAGGUGGCGUGGCUGCGCGUCGACACACAGACGAUCCUGACGAUUGCGACGCACGUGAUCACCAAAAACCACCGCAUCGGCGUCACCCACAGCGACCUGCACACGUGGCAGCUGCACGUACGGGACGUCCGGGAGUCCGACCGCGGCUGGUACAUGUGCCAGAUCAACACAGACCCCAUGAAGAGUCAAGUCGGCUACCUGCAAGUGGUCGUUCCGCCCGACAUCCUGGACUACCCGACGAGCACGGACAUGGUGGUGCGCGAGGGCACCAACGUGACGCUGCGCUGCGCAGCCACCGGCUCACCCACCCCCACCGUGACGUGGCGGAGGGAAGGUGGCGAGGACAUCCCGCUCGGCAACGGCCAGCACGUUGCGAGCGUGGAGGGCAGCGUGUUCCACAUCAAGCGCGUGAACCGGCUGCACAUGGGCGCCUAUCUGUGCAUCGCCUCCAACGGCGUGCCGCCCAGCGUCAGCAAGCGCAUCAUGCUCAUCGUACACUUUCCGCCAAUGAUCUGGAUCCAGAACCAGCUGGUCGGUGCCUACGAAGGUCAGGAGAUGACUCUGGAGUGUCACUCCGAGGCCUUCCCCAAGUCCAUCAACUACUGGACGCGUGACCACGGGGAGAUCAUCGCUCAAGGUGGGCGUUACGAGCCGGUACUGUUGGACAACGCGUACAAGGUGCACAUGAAGCUGACGAUUCGUGCCGUCGGUCCCAACGACUGGGGCACCUACCGCUGCGUUUCCAAGAAUUCGCUCGGCGACACAGACGGCAGCAUCAAGCUAUACCGUAUCCCGCCACCAUCGACUCCGCACCGUCCGCCAGAAGUGACGACGACGGAACUGCCGGUCGUCACAGAGCGUCGUGAGGCGCCUCCCGCGCAGAGCUACAGACCGGCAGCGGAGAUUGGCGAGAACGAUCCCAGGGCCAACGACGUGAUGGUGCGCCAUCCUCCACAAGAGAGUGCGGCGGCGGACCUCCGACUCCGCAGCGCCCCUGCCGUCCGCAGCGCGGCAACCCGCCACUCUCCUCCGUCAGCGGGGCUGCUGCUGCACUGGCUGAUAGUGCUGGCAGCUGCCGCCAGGUGGCAGUGA
Messenger RNA from Schistocerca americana (American grasshopper), 1299 nucleotides. RefSeq names its product lachesin-like. The transcript has 10 exons. Bases 1 to 1299 code for a protein of 432 amino acids. The record is from RefSeq and is a predicted model, not a curated record. Lineage: Eukaryota; Metazoa; Arthropoda; Insecta; Orthoptera; Acrididae. Gene Ontology annotation, cellular component: neuron projection.